AUGGGGUCGUACUGUCCCUACCUGAUAGGAUUGACCAGAGGGUUAUUCUCAUCAGACCAGAUCGAGCAGCUCCACCGGAGGUUUAAGCAGCUGAGCGGGGACCAGCCCACCAUUCGCAAGGAGAACUUCAACAACGUCCCUGAUCUGGAGCUCAACCCCAUCCGAUCCAAAAUCGUCCGUGCCUUCUUCGACAACAGGAAUCUGCGCAAGGGGCCCAGCGGGCUGGCCGACGAGAUCAACUUCGAGGACUUCCUGACCAUCAUGGCCUACUUCCAGCCCAUCGACGUCACCAUGGACGAAGAACAGGUGCAGCUGUGCCGGAAGGAGAAGCUGCGAUUUCUGUUCCACAUGUACGACUCGGACAGCGACGGCCGCAUCACCCUGGAGGAAUAUCGAAAUGUGGUGGAGGAGCUGCUGUCGGGGAACCCGCACAUCGAGAAGGAGUCGGCGCGCUCCAUCGCCGACGGGGCCAUGAUGGAGGCGGCCAGCGUCUGCGUGGGGCAGAUGGAGCCUGACCAGGUGUAUGAAGGCAUCACCUUCGAGGACUUUCUGAAGAUCUGGCAGGGGAUCGACAUUGAGACCAAGAUGCACGUCCGCUUCCUUAACAUGGAGACCAUGGCCCUUUGCCACUGAGCGCCGCCUCCCCGCGGACUACCAGGCUUUGCGCCGCCUGGCCUCCCGCAGGCCCCAGCAGCGAGGCCCGGGCCCGGCGGCCUUGGGCUGCAGCUCCUGCAAAUAGCCCUCUGCUCGUCCCGUCCCCCAGGACGGAAUGGUGUGUGGGACUCGCUGUUUUUAUCUCUAAUAAAAAGGAACAGGGUUUGUUAAUGAA
Miniopterus natalensis is the source of this 829-nucleotide messenger RNA. The record is from RefSeq and is a predicted model, not a curated record. Lineage: Eukaryota; Metazoa; Chordata; Mammalia; Chiroptera; Miniopteridae.